Eruca vesicaria subsp. sativa (arugula) is the source of this 947-nucleotide messenger RNA. The record is from the annotation of a GenBank genome assembly. NCBI's taxonomy places the organism in Eukaryota, Viridiplantae, Streptophyta, Magnoliopsida, Brassicales, Brassicaceae.
UCUAUAUUAAACCUCAUGUCUGUCGUAUUCUUUCUUUUACGUAGCACCAUAAGGUAACAUCAUGGAUCCACAAUUCAAGACCGUGAACGAGAACGACUCGUCAGUUAAGCAUACGACCAAUGGUCAUGGCGGUCAUAAUAAUUACAAUCCUUACGUCCAGACUACUAAACCUACCGCGGCUUCUGAUAAGAGGUCGAAAGAUAAGAUUCUUCAGGUGGUGAAUCGGUGCGGGAAGAAAAUGGAGCAGAUGACUCGUAAGGCUGAAUCAUUCGCUGACGGUUUGAAAGACCACCUGAAGUUUAGUCCUAGCUUAAGUGAUGCAGCAAGGGCUAGGCUUGCUCAAGGCACAAAAAUAUUGGUUGAAGGAGGACCAUACAGGGUGUUUAAAAGAGAGUUUGGUCUCUUAGCCGCAGAGAAACUCUUGGACUCGUUCGUUUGCUACAUCUCGACCACUUCAGGACCAGUGACCGGAGUGUUAUACAUUUCGAGUAAAAGAAUCGCUUUUUGUAGCGACUAUGCUAUCCGCAGUCCGUCCACUGGUGUUCCAGCUUAUUAUAAGGUGGUGAUGGAGUUGGGAAAGAUAACGAGCAUUAAUUCAUCAUCGAACGUGUUAAAGCCAAGCGAGAGGUAUGUGCACGUGGUGACACAAGAUGGAUUUGAGUUUUGGUUCAUGGGUUUCGUCUCCUACAUGGAUGCUUUCAAUUGUCUCAAUAAAGCUCGGUUUAAUUCCCAUGCAUUGUGAUUCUGUCAUGUAAACCAAUUCUACGACUUUUUUUUCAGUUCGAAUGAAGAUUAAAUUUCUAAGACCUUUUAUUAUCACUAAUAAUUCUAUGACUCAUAAGUCCAUGUAAACUACACGGCAUAGAUAACUUGUUCAUGGUCGUUGUUAAUGAGUGCGGUAUUAGAUACUUUGAAUUUGUGUAGUAUACGUUUCUUCUACAUCAAAA